This is a messenger RNA of Aspergillus versicolor CBS 583.65, 975 nucleotides long. RefSeq lists its product as uncharacterized. The record is from RefSeq and is a predicted model, not a curated record. Gene Ontology annotation, molecular function: transferase activity, transferring alkyl or aryl (other than methyl) groups. NCBI's taxonomy places the organism in Eukaryota, Fungi, Ascomycota, Eurotiomycetes, Eurotiales, Aspergillaceae. Gene Ontology annotation, biological process: alkaloid metabolic process. The transcript is spliced from 2 exons. The coding region runs from base 1 to 975 and encodes 324 amino acids.
AUGAGCACCAAUUACAGCAAGAAUGGCAAAUUGGUUCGUAUCGGACUGGAACCCCUCGGUGUUCACGCCGGUACAUCGCGCGACCCUCUCAACCAAACCGUCCUCCGACUGUUCUACGGUGAACUUGCAAUCCACUUCCCACAUGUCGAUCUAUCCUUGUUGAACCACUUUGAAUCGUGCUUCAGCCUCUCUCCAGAGGAGUACAGGCUCGCCGCCUCCCUACCGGUCUCCGAUAAAAAUAUACAAGCGCGGUUCGCAGGAUUCAAUUUCCAGCGAAACGGAGACAUCACCCCCAAGGGGUACUUUGCAUUUGGUGCCAAAGCGACCGUCCAGGGCGUCUCCAGGACGGCUCUCGCUUUGAACGCCCUUCGGACCAUAAACUCGUACAGCCGUGACUCGAAAUAUCUCGCUGCCGUUUCGAACCUCGGCGAUUUCCUCACGUCCACGGGCCUCGAACCGUUGAUGGUCGGGACGGAUUGCAUCGAAUUCACCAAGUCCCGGAUCAAAGUGUAUGUCACGGCGCCUCAGUUCACAGCAGCCGGCCUGCGCGACCUGUGGACGCUCGGCGGGAGGGUAGACACCCCGCUGACGGCCAAGGGCUUGGAAAUCGCUGAGCAUUUCAUGCGCCUGAUUAAUUAUAAGCCAGAGCACAAGCGCGUGGACGUGGAUAUUUCCUCCCUCCUUGCCAACUAUGAGCUCAGGGUUGGCUCGCCCCAUCCGAAGCCUCAAAUCUAUUUCCCGCUGCACAGGGUGGAUGAUGAGGAGGCGUCGGGUGCCAUUGCCCGUUUCUUUGAGUAUCUGGGGUGGCACGGUAUUGCCACGACCUUCAAAGAGGAUCUGAUUUCGAAUAUGCCCUCCACAUCGUGGAAGGACAACAAGAAAAUUCAGAAAUGGGCUGCAUACGCCUAUUCGGAAGCGGGUGUAUAUCUGACGGUCUACUACAAUGCUGCUAGCGCCAGGGCUGGGAGUUUGUAG